This is a messenger RNA of Peronospora belbahrii, 483 nucleotides long. NCBI's taxonomy places the organism in Eukaryota, Oomycota, Peronosporomycetes, Peronosporales, Peronosporaceae. The record is from the annotation of a GenBank genome assembly.
AUGUCGAUGGACCCAUUAUCGAUUGGGAUCGGCAUUCGGCUAUGUACCGCUAUAGUGCUAUAUCAAGGACAGGCAAUCGAUAGGCCUGAAUCGCGUGGUCGGAAUCCUAUAGAACCAAAGGGCGCGCAAACACCUUUAGCACCCAAGCAUUAUAUCGAUCCGUGCACACUUCUCCAGGCACAAUUGACGUCAUGCACGAAUACCGUGGGCCAAGUGGCUGCUAUCGAGGCACUGACGUACGAGUUGGAGUGCAUGGAGAAGGACAAGCGCCGCAUUACAGAUGUGAUGAAAAAUCUGGACACGAAGCGCCGCUAUAUCGUCAAGAGACUGACCGCUAUGCCAAACGAAAAAAGGUGUUCACGGCGGACAAGAGCAUGCCGCUUGGCGGGCGUUGAUGAUUUCUGUGAGCACCUGCUCAUUGCAGUAGUGCCUGGCUCGGAAUGUGGUGACGAGUUUGGCAUGCGCAUUUUUGCGCAUUCUUAA